Molecule: messenger RNA, 7064 nt
Organism: Petromyzon marinus (sea lamprey)
Lineage: Eukaryota; Metazoa; Chordata; Hyperoartia; Petromyzontiformes; Petromyzontidae
Gene: TMEM204
Product: transmembrane protein 204
Source: RefSeq, a predicted model, not a curated record
GGGUAGGGGGGGGAGGGAAUUUGCUACCCAAACCCCCAUUUUUCCUUCCACCCGAUAGGAAACAGAUCCUGUUUAAGCGCUGUUCGUGGGAGGCUACAUAUAAAUAAAUAAAAGUCACCGCCUUUCUAUUCAGUCGCCGCGUGCGCAAAUGUGCAUCCACUUGGGCGGCAGGAGCCUCCUCCUCCUCCUCUCCUCGCAUUGAACUGCCGUGCGCAUCAGGAGUUUGAGGGAGGUUGGGAGGGGGGCGGGAGAACCAUUGGCCAUUAGCUGACGCGGUUACCGGGGCCAGGUGAGCUGCGAGGGAGAUCCGCGCGCAAACACACACACACACACACCAAAAAAAGAGACCGCCUGGGAGCAGCGCAUUGCACCGAGAGAAAAGUCCAAGUUCGGUGAAAUUUCAAAAGAGCCCGAAGGCGCUGCAGCUCCUGCUGGCGGCGUCGCCCGAGCCGGAACGCGACGCGGGCAUGGCCCAGCGCACAUGGCCUCACCCCGCAUGCAGCGAGCGUGCACCGGCCAUGGCCCAUCGGAGUGAAGCGCUCGGCGGAGGGCAGCGAUCGACGGCGGCGGCGGCGGCGGCCUCGGCACCGGCAGCGGCGGGGCGAGCGACGUUUUGCCGUUGCCAGCGCGCACCUCAGCGAUGGUUUUGAACGCCAAAUUGGUGGCGCUGGCCGUGGCUGUGGCGCUGGUUUCCUUGGUCCUCAACAAUGUGGCGGCGUUCACGGCCAACUGGGUCUACCAGAGUCUCGAGGAGGGUCGCCGGCGCAGCGUGGGGCUCUGGCGCAUGUGCUACGCCGGAACGGAGGGGAGCGGCGGGGCGCCAGCGCAGGGCGGCGAGGCCCCCGGGGAAAGGCAGGAGCAGAGGGGGCCCAGCGUCCCGUGCGUGAACUUGGGGUGGGGGUCUGACCCUGCGGGAUACCUGGAGUCGCAUGCCACCGUCAAGCUGCAAUUCGACAUGAUGCGGGGGUGCAACCUGAUUGCGAGCGCUGCCCUCUUCCUCGGCCUGCUGCUCUACGUGAUCACGUGGGCCCGGUCGCCCUGCCUCAACCCCAACACCGACUGGUGGGAGGAGGCCAUGGCGGGUACCUUCCAGCUGGCAUGCUUCGUGCUGGUGAUCGGUCUGGCCACGUUCUUCCGCGUGGGGCCCUACACGCAGCUGGCAUGGUCCUGCUACGUGGAGGUGGUGGCGUGCCUCCUGGCCACCGCCGCCGCCGCCAUGAUCAUCUGGGACGUCAUGCAGCUUCCCGACGAAUGCCUGCCUCCGCGUCAGAACAUCAUCAUCCGCCACCCGCUGCCAUCGCCCUGCCCGCCCAGGCCCAACUUCCAGAACGAGUAUGUGGAGACUCCCUGCUAGUCCCCGCUAGCCCCGCUGGCCCCCUUGCGAAGGGUCUCGGUAAGGAGAGGGGGUUGCCACCUCUUGAGGUACACACGCAAAAAAACCUGGACAUAUCAUGGGAAGAGGAAUAUUUCGCAACAACGGAAGAGGGGAGAGCUACGCGACAAACACAUUGUCUUGAGCGCUGAAUUAUCCCGCGGUGGACAAAAGCCGGGACUUUUCAUGCUACCGGGGAAGACUUGCAGCAUUCCCAGGACGGUUACCUCGACAAGAAGACGAUCCUGGAAAAACAACAGGACAGGUGGCAACCCUUGGUCUCGGGCCGGAGGUGUUUUACAUCAGAAGGGCAGAAACAUUACCCCUGCCCCCCUCCCCCCCCCCGGCCGCUCCCACCUCCCCCCCCCCCCCCGCCGCCACUGUCGCCGACUCCACUGCUUCCACAGCUCCCGCGACGACGAGGGAUUAGAGGUGCCAAGUUUUGGUCGCUCCUACCGUGGCAGGACUUGAAAGUGUUUCGGACGAGGGGGCCGCGAGGAACGAAACCGAGCGACUCGAUUGGACAGACUUCUCUGCCACCUGUCGUCGGGUUGUGGAGGGGGGAGGUGGGGGGGGGAGCGCUCACGGUGUCUCACGCGAAACGUCCACUGCGUGAGUGCGGCUCGUGCGGGAGCAAUCUCACCGCGGGCUCGCCGUCCUGAGAGGCGCGCGUGCCCUCCGUGUAUGCAAUUAUUUAUGGUAUAAAACACGCGCACGAGCGCACACACACGCGCACACACGCGCACACACGCGUCUGUUUGCCUUCAGAGGGCGCCGUGUCCCACCGUUGAAAGUAAAGAACGCCGUCGUUCUUUUCCUUUGGCGAUCGAUUAGCACGGCUAGCUACGUAUGGUGCGGGAGAGGUUCAACGUACAACAACUUAAUGAAUCUGUCGAGAUUUCACUAGACGCGGUCAUUGGCUCAUCCAUUCUACCAAAGUUGCUGGUCACAGUCGGAAAGCAAAUUCACUUGUGUUUUCUUCAAUGAUUAUACCAAAUAGGUCGUAUUGGCGGUACACAGGUGCAGCAUUACACACCGGCCCCCAUAAAACAGUUUAAAAUCUACAUUUGCACCGACAUUCAGUCUUGCGACUGCUUCGACAUGACGAGAACUGAUUUUGACGCACGACCCCGCAAGACUUUGGGAACGGGCUUUGCGAAUCGCGGGUAAAAUAAAUAAUUAUUGCGCAAAAAAUGUGCUUUUUUUUUUACAUAUAUAUACCACCCGUCACCGGUGUUCCGCCAAUACGUUCAAACGUCAGCCCUUUGCUGGAUGAUGGCCUCCCCGUGCCACGUCCAUCACGGGGCUGGCUUGCUUGCUUUGUCGUCGUCACUUUCACCACGACGAUCGAUGUCACGCCGCCGGGGUGGGCAAGCGGUGGGGACGAGCUCGGGACGGUUUCGGUAUCCCUCGCCACUGACGUCAUGUCCCUGGCCGGGAUUCGAACUCGGGUCGACGGGCGCGCGGACCGUGAUGCAAACCGCGAAGCCGCCGCUUAAAUUGAAGCUGGGCGGCAAUGGGUUCUCAACUUUAAAGGAGAGGUGGUUGUGGUUGUUGUUGUUGUUGUUUAACUCGUGGAGUAAACUCACUGGGAAAACAGUUCUCCGAUAGCCUUCGUACAAUUAGAUGAAGCUGCGAUCUUAAUUGGAAAUGCGUUGACAAAGAUCUCCAGGCGAUGGGGCAGAGAAGUGCAGUGUCCGUGGUGCUGCGAUUGUGCUUGUACUUCGAACCCUCGAGUUUUGCUGCACCUGUACACCGAGCACAUCCGUACGACGAACCGAACAAACAAAAAAACCGCAACUAAUAUUGUGUUAAACAACUAAUAUUGCCAACGGAUUUUCGUUACCUUUGUACCAAACUUGGUCUUAAUGAAAACGAAUGAAAACUCGGAAGCUCGUGGCAGUUCAACUUUUCUUGAGCGAGGGAGGUGGUUGGCAGGGGGAGGGGGGAGGUCAAAUGACGGCCCUUGCUGUUGGCGAACAAUGGACUAUGGAUUACGGAAGUUUGGAGAAGCAACUUUUAUACCCACGGGACUUGCCAGACAACAACCACAGCCCCCCCCUUACCCACCUCCGCCUUACCCCCCCCGCCACCCCACGAAGAGUUUGUCGAACGCACAGAGAAUUAUACGAGAUGAGGUAUCGUACGAGAUGCCAUGUAACCGUCAGGCACCGAAUGAAACGGUGCUGAUGGCACGGUGAUGCUAUGGCCCCGGCCGGUUUUUCGCGCAACUGUUCAAACGGCGAGACCCGUCCCGAGGAUUCUGCCGCGCCUGUUGUGCGCGCAUAUCCCUGUGCAUCUUCGUGAACGAUAACAAAAAAAAACCAUUGCUUUUAACCACGUAAGGUCCACUGAGCGAUACGGCUCUCUUUCAGAAAUGGUAGCCAAAUGAAGUGCUGUCCUUCCUCCGCACCUCAGAUUCGUACGGUUGGCUACGUGCGGUUGUCCACGUAUGAUUAGUGAGAAAGAACAUACGCACAUAUGCAUACAUACAAGUGGCUUAUCAUGUGGAACGUCAAUUCUGCACGAAGGUGCAAUUUUAAAUGGGCGUGCAUGCAGCCAGAUUUCCAGACACUUUCUGCAACGGGGGCGGACACUUUAGUUGAAUAAACUCCAGCUCCGGAAAUAAAAAUAUCGGGUUGACGUAUCAUGCAACGUAUGGGUAGCACUUACCACGAUGCAGCGGUAAGUGCUGCCCCUUUUACCCCGUGUCGACCAACCAGAGGUGGCUUGAAGGGAUCUCAGGGAGUAACCCCGUGAUAUCUGCUUCCGUGGGCUGGGGUCACACUGCUCUGGGAAAGAUCCGAAAGGAUACUUUGACUUAUGACGGAACCGCCAACAGCACAAUCGGGAUAACAUUGGGUGGGGGGGGGGGGAGUGUGGAAGGGAAAUGACAACAACAACAUCAAUACAGGGGCUGAGUGAGAGUUCAAAAGUUCAUAAAAUUGUUUGUCUUACGGUGUUAAAAGGCACACUGCAAUUGUGACCUGUGUGUGUAUGUUGAACUUAUUUCGCACCGUACGUAGCUAACCACGCUAAUUGGAGGUGCGGGCGAAGGACAACAAACUGAACACAAAAAAAGCAGUUCUGAAGAAAUUAGUUUUCAAUCAAUUAUUAAAAAAAAAAAUAAUGCAUAGCCUCCAGUAGCUUCCUAACAUCGGAAGGAAGAGCGUUCCAGACGGCUACAGAAGCGCGCCUGAAAAAGCGCGCGAUGUGGCGACCGAAUUUUCGGCAAAGCAGAAAGCGAAUGCGCGAGAUGCACAGCGGCGCACAGACACCACAGAGUGGACGGUUGAGAGUAGAUGGAUGUCGGAGCUGAAAUCUGAGAAUCACAAUUAGGCGACAUUCAUUUGAGGAGCUGAACAGCCACUCCAUCUUUUUACCGUCAGUCGAAAACAAUCAUUACCCCCCCCCUCCCACCACACCGUGUCCACUCUGAGCUUUGAGCUACUGAUUGAAGGAAACAAUGUACCUUCACUUUGCACAAGGAUGAGGUGAAGUUAAGGUGUUCACACUUUAUUUAUUAACGUUAUUUUAAAGGCUACCUAACAUUCAAUAGUAUUGCUAUCUCGCACUCGACGUAUGUUGCCCACCUACAGCAGAGUUGGACUCGUCUCCGGUUCAGUAUCCUGCGGGGAACGAGCAGCCGACAGAUGCGGGCGGUUAGCAAACUUUGUAAAAAUGGCAAAAAAGAACCCGUGUAUUAUAGUAUUUAAAUCGGUGGGCUGUUAUAAUCGUUGGACUGUUAAUGUAGCGAUCGCUUAAAACGUUCAGCCAUUGGGCAAUAAGCAGUUGUGAGAAUGGCAUAUCAAGGGGUUAACAAAGACGAAUAAGACAAAGACCCCCCCGGUAUAGCCUUAACAGGCUGUUGGGGGCAAGUGCUGUUAGCGAGCACCUAUGAAGGCAUAGACUCAUUCAAUGUCACCCGCAAGCGCAAGGAGCUAUAUUGCGACUGGUAGACAAGUAACGACGCAUCGCUUCAGAAAUAUAAAUUCGUACCCUCAAAUCAAUGACUUAAGGACAAAAUGCAGAAGUCACGCGAAUUUGCGUUUUGCGAUACUGCGUUGGCAGUGGCGCAAAUGGCAAAGACGUGACACGUUCGUCAAAAACAGUGCCUUCAAAUCAAAAGUAUGUGAUCGGUGACAGUUUUGGAAAAAUGGGGCCUAUGAAGGAGGGCCUAUUAUAUAUUCGUUUCCUUCUAGGGCCACGCAGCGCUACUGACGGAUGUGUUGAGAUGUUGCAAAACGUUACAGUUAGGGUAAUGGGGCCAAGGACAGAAAGCAUGACGAGACAGCACAACACGAGAGCACGGACGAGAUGGUUAAAAUAAAAAAAACGGCAAAUGAUGUUGAAUCAAUUCGUGAUCCUGUAUCGUUAGGAGUAAGGGGCGGGAGCGAGGGGUGCGGUGGAUCGUGACGCGACUGUUGAUUAUUAAACAACAACCGAGGCUUCGCGAUCAAAUCAACGGUAGCUUGAUAUGUUUCCAAAUCGUUUCGCAACCUUCGCAGAGCAGCACAUACGCAGUGUGCUCGGGGAUGGCCGCGCGGAAGAAGACAUCCAAGAACUACUGCCAUUUUUUAAUACACCACAAUGGCUGCUGAGUGACCGUUUGAAAGGUCAGAGCUGGAAUGCAGUCAAAUUAGGGUGAAAAUUUUAAUGCAAUUUGAUUUUAGUGUGCUAUCAUUGGUGACCGGGCUGAGAACGUCCAUUCGCUGCACUUGAGAAAUCCGGUUGAAUCACAAGUGGCUGAAAUCCGGAUUUGAACCGAGGGUCUUCGCAGUUGCGUCUCAUUUCAUUGCUUUGGCCUCUGAGCCACCCGGCCACUCAAGUGUCCAAAAACGUAGAAUAUUCUGAUAAAACUCACACAACUUGUCUUUUUUAAGAAGAAAAAAACCACACACCAUGAAAAGGAUGACCAUUCUAAAUGCAUACCAUGUAACGAAGAGUUAUUGUUUCCAAUUUUGCAGACAGAUAUUCCGCUAUAACUAUUAACUAAAUUUGCACGGCCAAAACCACAAUGUGCGUUGGGGGGCUUUUAGACUUGGUACACAAUUAUUUUGCCUACUACCCCGGAAAGCCAUGAAAGUUGUUCUAAGCAAAAGUGCAGCCCUGCGAUAGUUUCCUAACACCACUGCUGGCAGAAAGGGCCUUGACUAAAGGGAGCCCUAAAUUGGCCCUGUAGAUGGCAUUCGACCUAAUCUUCCAGACUGUCAAAGUGAUUCUACUGUGUAGUUUGUGUUUUUCAUUCUUAGGCCCCAGUCAAUGGAUGUAUAACACUGCGACGUAGAAAUAAUGGCCAGAGCCGACCGGUUGAUUAGGCCAAUGGGAGAAGCGGCCAUGCCACUGGGCCAGUUCGUGUGCAGUCGUUGAUUGGCUCAAUGGUCACAGCCGUGAGACAAUAAUCUGUGGGACAUUCUGAGCGCUGUAAAGGUGGGGAAUUUGAGAGGCCUGUGACACGACUCUCAAGAGCAGCCCACUGUGUGCUCGUGUCAUCAUCCAAAUCCCAACAUACACAUUUUUCCCAAAGCUAAAUUACAAAGCAAUAAUAUUUAUUAUAACAAUUAAAGAAAUAUUAACGGUCACUGCAUUGUACGUUGUGCCCAUGUCUCUCUCCCUUGCCAAAAAAAAAGGGAUAUUGUAUGUGAACGGGUGCUCGUACGGUUAUAAAUAAAACGUGAGUGAUUGACGUAAA